AUAUCUCCUCCCUUCCGCUGGCGCUGAAACUCGAGAGAGAAGUGACAGGUAGGAAGACCGUUGUGUAGCUACGAGACCAGACAGACAGACUCACAUAGACACAAAUGUCAAACUCAUGAAAGAAAAUGGUUCAUAGAAAAGUCGACAGCUGGUGAGAGAGACCGUUAUAAAAGUUUUGAUGGGAAGUUGCCAGAGAAAUGCAUAUUUUGAUAAUACACUUUACAACUUCGAUGUGGAUAAUUUCAUAUUUAAGAUCACAAUGAGUGGACAGCAAACUUUUUUAAACUUAAAAUUGUCACAACAAAAAUGAAUUUAUAGCCCAUAUAAAAUACGUGGGGCAGUGUCAGAAUGAUUUGUCAACGGAAGGCGCUUGUCAUUGGAGGAUGCUCACUAAAUUAGAUCAGAAUACAUGACAGAAGGAAGUUGUGGAUGUGUUCAACGGGUCGAGACAUAAUACUCCCUUGAUCACAGACACUUUCUAUCCCUCUUCAAAUGAAAUAGCCUACAAUCUCAGUUCAUCAUGCAUAGAAGGAGGAUGCUUCGGGCACUCCCUGUUUUUAUAUUAAUGUUCUUCAUCGUUUUAAUCGUGGACUUUCAACUAAGGACGCGGAAUCUCCACAAACUCAAUUCUAUUCACAAUCCGUUCGGGGGAGACUUACUGCGCUCGAUUCAAGAGACGCCUCUCUCCGCGGCAAAGGAGCCACCAAAGCCGGCCAAGUUUCCUCGACAACCCGCUGCUGUCUCUACUAUGAACCAGACUGUUGGUGGCUUACAAGCGGAGAUACAGAGAAGGAGAGACAAGUUGAGGGCUUUGGAACAGAGAAGGGUUGUCAUCACUCCAUCCCUGUUGAGGUUAACGGACAUCUUCCUCGCGGUGAAGAGCACCGGGAGGUUCCACGGCACGCGCCUCUCUCUCCUCCUCGAGACGUGGAUCUCCAAGACCAAGGAGCACACUUUCAUCUUUACAGACACGGAGGAUGAAGACGUCACCUCCAGAGGUUACAAUGUGAUUGUGACAGAUUGUCCGUCGGACCACAGUCACCAGGCUCUGUCCUGUAAGAUGUCUGCUGAAUAUGACCACUUCAUGGCCUCCGAUAAGAAGUGGCUGUGUCAUGUUGACGAUGAUAACUACGUGAAUCCUGGAGCUCUUCUCUCCCUGCUCUCAGCCUUCCCCCAAGACGGUGAUGUCUACGUGGGCAAGCCCAGCCUCGACCACCCCAUCAAGGCCCAUGAACUACUGGAGAGCAACAAGACAAAAGAAGUGCAGUUCUGGUUUGCCACGGGAGGAGCAGGCUUCUGUCUGAGUCGCAGACUAGCUGAGAAGAUGGCUCCAUGGGCUAGUGGUCCCAGGUUUGAGCAGACGUCAGCAGUGAUCCGUCUGCCAGAUGACUGUACAGUAGGCUUCAUCGUAGAGAGAAGACUGGGGAUAUCCAUGGUCCACAGUUCAAUGUUCCACUCUCACCUGGAGAACCUGCUACUGCUGACGCCCAGCAAUAUACCUCUACAGGUGACUCUUAGUUAUGGGCUGUUUGAGAACAAGAUGAACAGUGUGGAGCUGAAUAGACUCUUCUCCAAGGAGGAUGAUCCCUCCAGGUUUAAGACGGUCCACUGUCUACUCUAUCCACUGACCAGCUGGUGCCCUUGAAGACUCCAACUCCCAGCAGCACCUGUGCCUCCUGAGACUUUCCCAAAUGGUGUCAGCACUUCCUGGAUUCUCUCUUUUCUCCUGAAGUGUACACUCGUUUACUACUUCCAACAAAUCUAUAAGUGAUGGGUUGGUCGAGGUAUGGGCUAGUGGGGGUUUCACCCUUGCGUCUUACCCCGGUCAUUAACCUUGAAAUCAGUGUACAAACUUUGGGAGCAAGGAGAGAUAAUUGGGACACAGCCCUGGUUUUACAUGGAAAUAACAGGGACGACAAGCAUUAGUCUGGUGCAGAAUGCAGCCUGCACUUCCUGUAGGCUAUCGACUUAUUCUAGGAGUUCUAGGAGCCCUCCAGAUCCCUUACCAAGACUAGGAGCCCUCCAGAGCCCUUAACAAGACUAGGAGCCCUCCAGAGCCCUUACCAAGACUAGGAGCCCUCCAGAUCCCUUAACAAGACUAGGAGCCCUCCAGAGCCCUUAACAAGACUAGGAGCCCUCCAGAGCCCUUAACAAGACUAGGAGCCCUCCAGAGCCCUUAACAAGACUAGGAGCCCUCCAGAGCCCUUACCAAGACAGAACUUGCAUCAUUUAUUUGCAGGUGUGUAUAUUUGUUGAACAGAGACCAAAAUAAUUAUGAAUAUACUUUUUUUUAUAGAUUUGCAAAACUUCUUAUGAUGACCUCUGGUGAAACUCACUGCUGUAAAAUAUCUGCCGUUUUUUUAAUCUGUUCUGUUAUGAAAACUGUUUUGAAAUUGUUGGAAAGGCGUGUUUUUAUUUAAUUUUAACACCUUGUUUAACUUUAAAAGUGUAUUCACGUCCCAGUCUGGGCUGUCUGUACAUAGUUCCUGAUUUCUGCAAAGCCUGAAAGAAUCAACAUGGUUUAUACAGCCUUGAAGGAGA
Oncorhynchus mykiss (rainbow trout) is the source of this 2541-nucleotide messenger RNA. It is a transcript of the gene mfng, whose product is annotated as MFNG O-fucosylpeptide 3-beta-N-acetylglucosaminyltransferase. Lineage: Eukaryota; Metazoa; Chordata; Actinopteri; Salmoniformes; Salmonidae. Gene Ontology annotation, cellular component: membrane. Gene Ontology annotation, molecular function: glycosyltransferase activity. The record is from RefSeq and is a predicted model, not a curated record.